Aureococcus anophagefferens is the source of this 4308-nucleotide messenger RNA. RefSeq lists its product as hypothetical. NCBI's taxonomy places the organism in Eukaryota, Pelagophyceae, Pelagomonadales, Pelagomonadaceae. The annotation marks the transcript as partial. The record is from RefSeq and is a predicted model, not a curated record. The transcript is spliced from 3 exons.
AUGGCCCUGCCUCGACGCGACGGAGGCCAUGCCUCGACGGAGGCCUCCGCCGUGCAGGCCGCGGACCCGUGCCUCGACGCGACGGCCCUCGUGGACGGCGCGCCGGCCGUGCUGUCGUCGGCGGCGUGGCACGCGCUGCUGCACGGCGGGCGCGACGCCUUCUCGAGCGUCGAGGAGGCCGAGGCGCUCGCCGGCGCGGCGCCGCUGGCCUGGGACGCGCUGCUCGACGCGCUGGCGCUCGUCGCGUCGGCGUGCCGCCGGUGCGCGGCCUGCGCCGACGACCUCUUCGGCGCCGGCGGCGCGCCGCUCGCCGCGGCCGUCGCGGCCGCGGCCGCGCCGCUCGACGCGUGCCGGCGCCGCGCGGCCGCGCUCCGGGAGGUCGUCGAGCGCUACGGCGCGGCGGCGGCCGGCCGCGGCGGCGACGCCGCGCUGCGGGACGCGGACGACAGAUGCGCGGCGCUGCUGCGGGACCUCGCGCGCGACUGCGAGGCGCUCGGCGAGGGCGAGGCGCUCGUCGCGCCCGCCGGCUGGGCGUCCGCGGACGGCCGCGGCCACGCCGUGCUCCUCGUCGUCGCGCGCGGCGGCGGGGCCCUCGGCGGCGACGGCUGGGGCGGCGGCGGGCCCGGCGCGUGCUCCGUCGCCGUCCUCGACGAGGUCGCGCGCCGCGGCGGCCGCGUCGGCGACGGCGCGGCCGCGGCCGCGCGGCGCGCGGCGCGCGCGCUCUGCGGCGCCUGCGCGGACGCGCACGCGCUGCGGCGCCGCCGCGGCCUCGAGACCCGCGCGCCCUGGUUCGCGCUCGCGCUGCGCGCGGGCAAGCGCGCGGCCGCGCGCGUCGCCGCGAGCCUCGCCGCGCGCGACGCCGCGGACGCGGCCGCGCGCCACGUCCGCCUCGAGGACCUCGACGCCGUCGCGCCGCCCGCGGGCGACGCGGCCGUCGACUUCGGCGGCCCCAAGUCCGGGCGGCUCUGGGCCGCCUUCGCGGGCCCCGGCCUCGCGGCGGGCGCGCGGGGCCGGCGCGCGGGCCUCGACGCGCGAGCCCGCGAGCUCGACGCGCUCGCGGGCGCGCCGCGGCGCGAGGCCCUCGCGCUCCCGCUGGACCUCGCGGCCGUCGACUUCCCCCCCGGCGCCCGCGCGGCGGGCCUCUUCGGCGCCGCCGCGCGCGGCGGCGGCGCCGGCCUCGAGGCCGCGGCCGACGCGCUCCGGCGCUGCGACCGCGCGUGCGCGACGCUCGAGCGCGGCCGCGGCGACGCGCCGCGCGCGGACGCGGCGCGCUUCGCGCUCGUCUGCGACCUGUUCCUGCGGCGGCUGCCCGCGCCGCGGCCGCCGGGCCGCGGCGGCUUCUGGGCCGGGGCCCCGCGCCGCGAGACGCAGCUCGACCUCCUGCGGUCGCUGCGGCGCUGCGCGCUCCACGCGGCCGCGGCCGCGGCGGCGCUGCCGCCGUCGCGGCGCCUCGACGGCGAGCGCGUGCUCUGCGUCGCGGCGAUCGCGGCGAUCGCCGACGCCGUCGCGCGCGCCGCGGCGUCGGACGCGCCGAGCCCGCUCUCGGCCUUCUACGGCGCGCACGCGUGCGCCGCCGUCGCCGACGGCGCCGAGCCCUUCGGGUUCCUGCCGCGCGACUUCGCCGCGGACACGGGCCGCGCGCUGCUCUGCGACCCGGACCUCGUCGUCGCGCGGACGGCGCUCCUCGACUACUUCCGGGAGAUCCGGCGGCUCGUGCCGCCGCGGAACCGCGUCUUCGACUGGGAGGCGACGGCCGCCGACGACGCCGCGGGCGACGGCGGCGGCGCGCUCGCGCGGCUGCUCCUCGGCGCGCGCGGCGCGGGCCAGGCGCCGGCCGGCGGCCUCUUCCUCGGCCUCGGCGACGCGCGGCUCCUCGACCGCCUCGCGACGUCGCUCGGCUACGCCGUCGCGGCCGGCGGCGCGAACCUGCCGGACUACCUCGCGGGCCGCGACGGCGCGCUCCUCGACGACCUGCCCGAGCUCCGCGACCUCCGCGACGUCGUCCUCGUGCUCAAGGCCUGCACCGCGGCGACGGCGUGCUGGGCCGCGGGCGCGGGCGGCGACGCGGCGCCGCGCUGGUCGCGCGGGGGGCCGCGCGGCGGCGACGAGCGCGCGCGGCGCGAGUACCGGCUCGCGCACUUCGACGCGCGGCUCUGCGACGCCGUCGGCGCGCCGCUCCGGUGCGGCUUCCUCGGCGGCGACGCGGACCUGGCGACGCGGCCGCCCGGCGGCGACGACUCGGACGACGACGACGGCGGCGGCGGCCGCGCGCCGGCGGGCUGGCGCGGCGCGCUCGCGCGGGUCCGCGCGGCCCUCGCGGGCUACGCGGCGCCGCGGUGCCCGCCGAGCGGCGGCGACCCGAGCCACCUCGCGGGCGAGCUCGUGGCCACGGAGGACGACGUGCUCCACCUCCCCGCGCUGCCGGGCGACCUCGGCGCCGCGCCGCGGCCGAGCCCCGGCGAGGCGCGGCUCCUCGCCGGCGACACCGCGGCGGCGCGCGCCGCGCGCCUCGAGGCCGAGGCCGCGCGGCUCGCCGCCGCGGGCGACGGCGGCGCGCUGCCGCCGCGCGACGUCGAGCGGCUCCUCUGCUACCUCACGGCGCCCUACCUCCGCCUGCCCCUGGUCCUCCGCUUCUUCGCGGACGCCGUCCGCGUGCGGAGCCUCCGCGACGCGCGGCUCCGGGCGACGCUCGACGCCGUGCUCUUCGAGUGCGGCGCGUGGCUGCCCGCGGACGCGGCCGACGACGCCGUCGACGCGAUCCCCGCGCCGCACCGGCGGCUGCUGCGCACGCCCUGCGGGGCCCUCUUCAACGAGCUCGUCAUGAGCCCCGGGCCGACGUGCACGGCCGUGGCGCGCCUCCUCGACCUCGCGCUCGGCCUCGACGCCGGCCGCUGGGCGCCGCGGGGCGUCGCGGAGCUCGUGCUCUUCGCGACGCGCGUCGCCGCGCGCGCGCUCUCGUUCCUCGCGGCGCUGGACCCCGCGCCGGCGCGGGGCGGCGGCCUCGGCCGGCGCGGCCGCGCGGGGCUCGCGGCGGCGCCCCGGGGCCUCGAGGACCCGGCCGACGGCGGCGACGCCGCGCGCGACCAGCGCGGCGCGGCGCUCGCGGGCCUCCGCGACGCGCUCGCGGGCCGCGCCGCGCCCGCGCUCCGGCGCUGGCUCCCGGGCCUCCUCGCCGCGGGCGACCGCCUCGGCCUCCGGCGGGCCUGCGCGGUCCACGCGCACGCGCUCCUCGUCGCCGCGGCCGUCGCGGACGCGGGCGGCGGCGACGCGCGCGGCGACGUCGUCGCGCUCCUCGGCGCGCAGUGCUUCCUCGGCGCCUACGACGACCGCGCCGACCGCGACGACGUGUCGAGCGCGGCGCUCCGGCGCCGCUGGCGCCUCGUCGGCCGCCGCGUCGACGUCGUCGCCUGGGCGCCGCCGCCGCCGCCCGGCGGCGGCGACGGCCUCGCGCCGCCGCCGCCCUUCGACGUCGCCGCGCUGCGCCCCCUCGCGCGCGCGGGGCCGCGCGAGGCGUGGGUCGGCGCCGCGCUCGCGCCGCUGCUCGGCGACCGCGCGCCCCUCGCGGGCUUCGCGCUCUUCCUGCCCCGGUCCUUCGACGCGGCGGCGGGCUUCUGCGCCGUCGUCGGCUUCCUCGACCGCGGCGGCGCGCGGCACUGGCGCGAGUGCCACGCGGGCCGCGGCGGCGAGCGCGGCGGCGCCUUCGUCGAGGUCUACGAGGUCGCGGAGCACGGCCGGUCCUGGUGGCGGUCGCUGUGCUACACGUCCGACGCGGGCCGGUCGCUCGGCGCGCCGCGCCACUCCGAGGACGACUUCGAGGACGGCGGCGACUGCGGCUGCGAGGCCUGGCCCCUCGCGCGGGGCCACGCGGGCGGCCGCGGCGCGCCGGCGCCGUCCGUCGACGUGAGCCGGCGCGCGACGCGCGGCGGCCGCGCGGCGACGCGGCAGACCCACGUGCCGGACCGCCACCUCCGGGGCCUGCUGCCCGACGCGCUCCUCGACGCCUACGCCUUCUGGCGCAACGCCGACGACGCGUCGCUCUGCGGCUACGCGCGCGCGGCGCCCGCGGACGCCGUCGUCGUCGUCGCGCUCGACGGCGCGCCGGCGCGGCCGCGCGUCGUCGUGACGCGGCGCCGCGUCGAGCCGGGCGCCGGCGGCCCCGACGACGCGCCGCCGCUGCCCGACGGCGGCGCCUACGGCGGCCUCGCGGUCGCGCGCGGCGCGCCGCAGACGCUGCUCCGCGUCGGCGGCCACGGCGGCCACGGCGUCGCGGCGCGCCUCGCGCGGCUCGACGCGGCCGCGCACGUCCUC